AUGAAAGUGAUAUUUGACAACCGGCGAGCUACAGUGAAAGGCGCCAAAACUCAGCUCGUGGACGGUGAAGACACACCGUUGCAUCCGUCGACCGGUGAGCCAUCGUUUCACAUCGUGGAGACGUCUAAACGCGAGAACCUGGCAUUGCAGUUGGCUGAAAAGGCUGCGGAAAAGUCCCGUGAAAAGAAAGCGAAGGCGAUCGAGGCGGCCCGGCGAAACAUCGCUUCACCGUCGGUGCGCAGCUCCUUCGAUCGGUUGGCCAGCAUGUCACCGGCAGCGCGACGGUUGGCUACGAACAAGCUCGGACUUCUCAGCACGCCCAGUCCACUAGCGACCCCGGCGGGUUCGUCCGGCUUGAAAACUCCAACCUUGAGACCAUCAAUAAGCAGCCGAGGCAGCAGUAAGUCCAGCGGCCAUCAUGCCAGCAAAACUCGGACUGUCACACCAUCCCCGGGUGGAAUCGUGCGAAGAAAAACGCCUCUUCUCGUCGGUGCGAACGUCAGUGCAGCGAAGGAUGGGUCUACGGAUCUGACGGACGAUUUACUGGACAUUCCUACUGGCGGCAAGCGACCGAAAGCGGCAGAUUUCUUUUGA
Anopheles nili is the source of this 594-nucleotide messenger RNA. RefSeq names its product splicing factor ESS-2 homolog. The record is from RefSeq and is a predicted model, not a curated record. The coding region runs from base 1 to 594 and encodes 197 amino acids. NCBI's taxonomy places the organism in Eukaryota, Metazoa, Arthropoda, Insecta, Diptera, Culicidae. The transcript has 2 exons. Gene Ontology annotation, cellular component: catalytic step 2 spliceosome.